AAUGUUUUUCAAUAACGAAAGAUAUAAUAUAAGGCACGAUGAAGAGAGUGGAAUUGUUACUCUACUUGUUAAGAAUGUAAGUUCCCACGACGAAGGAUGUUAUACAUGCAGAGCUGAGAAUUCGGAAGGUGUUGCUACUACGACAGCUUUUCUUGUUGUUAGAGGUAAUGACGGUUAUACUCCUCUCACUUAUGAGAGAUCUACUGAAGAGGAAACUUCUCAGAUUCAGGUCACUAAAACUGAUAAGGCUGCUGUUAUUGAGGAGUAUAUUACCAGAGUAGAAGAAUUCGAAGAAGAAAGUAUUGAAGAAAAGAAAGAAGCUCCUAAAAUCACUUAUCCCGAAGAACUUCUAGAAGAACUUAAGAGGACUAAGCAGGGCUCUCUUGUUUACAUAGAGGCUCAAGUAACAGGUUAUCCUAGGCCUAAGAUAAAUUGGUUCUUUAAAGAUCAAAAGCUAACUACAUCGAGCAAUAUUUUUCUUCAAUACGAUGAUAAUUACGCAUUUUUAAAGUUAAGUAACGUUCAAGGCGUUCAUUCUGGAAUAUAUAAAUUACUCGCUGAAAAUUCACACGGCAGGGACACUGCCGAGUUCUCUGUAAAAAUAAGAACCGUACCAUCUAGUCCAAGAAACUUGCAAGCUAUUGAGGUUUCUAGAGAUUACGUUGUACUGCAAUGGGAAGAGCCUGAAAAUGAUGGAGAUGAAAAGAUAACUGGAUAUCAUAUUGACAAGUUAUUAACAGCUUCACCAACGAAAACUUGGGUUAAUGCUGGUUACGUCGAUAGUUCUGUUAAAAAAUAUAAGGCUUCCAGACUAUUCGAAUAUUCUGAAUAUCUAUUUAGAGUUGCUUGCGAAAAUAGAAUUGGAUUAAGUGAAUUUAUAGAACUCGCUGAAAGUAUUACAGUUAAACUACCAUUUGACGCUCCUGGCCCUCCCCAAAAUUUAGAGUUUGAAGAGAUUAAUAAAGAUUUUGUAAUUCUUAAAUGGGAUCAACCAGAAUGUGACGGUGGCUCGGAGAUUACUCAAUACAUUGUUGAAAAGUCGGAAGUAAUAAGAUAUAGUAAUUCUUGGAAUAUUGUCGAAACGCUAAAACCUACGGAACGACGUUUAAAAGUUGAUAAACUAUUUUUGGGUAAUUCGUAUAACUUUAGAAUAACUGCCGAAAAUAGAGUCGGACCUAGUAAACCAUUACAAACUAAAGAACCUAUUACUACAAAACUACCAUUCGAUAAACCAUCUCCUCCUCUAAAUCUACGUCCUAUUGAAAUAAACAGAGAUUCUGUCUACUUAGAAUGGGAUAAACCCGAGUCCGACGGUGGUAAUGAAAUUACAAACUAUGUCAUUGAAAAGAGGGAUGCUAAAAGACCAGGAUGGAUAUUUAUAGUUGAUUUACCAGCUCGAGAAUCCAAGUACAAAGCAACAAGACUAUUUGAAGGAAAUGAAUAUUUUUUUAGAAUAUACGCUGAAAAUGAGGCAGGUACAAGCGAACCCUUUGAAAUGGAAAAACCUAUUUUGGCUAGACUACCAUAUGAUGAACCAAAUGCACCGAAAAAUUUAAAAGUCAAGGAGACAUGGAGCGAUUAUGUUGUCCUUGAAUGGGAUAAUCCAGAUUUUGACGGAGGUUCACCUAUUACUAAUUUCAUAAUUGAAAAGAAAGAAAAUUCUCUUCCAACAUGGAUGAAAUGUGGUCGAGUUAAUAGUGCUACUCACGAAUUUAAAGUUGAUAAUCUCUUUCAACGUACAUCGUACUUUUUCCGAAUAUUUGCUGAGAAUGAAGUUGGACUUAGUAAAACCAGCGCCGAAAUUUUCGAACCUAUACAACCCCGUUUACCAUUUAAUGUACCGCAAGCACCAAGUAACUUUCACGUUGUUAGCUAUAAUGUUGAUAAAAUUAAGAUUGAAUGGGAGAAACCCGAGGAUGAUGGUGGUUCUCCCAUUGAACGUUUCGUCAUUGAGAAACGUGAAAUAUCGAGACCUAUAUGGCUACAGUCUGGUGCAGUGCCGGCUAAUGUAACAACGUUUACCUUGGAUAAUUUAUUUGAAGGGGAAAGUUAUCUUUUUAGAAUAGCUGCAGAAAAUAAAGCUGGAAGAAGUGUUUACUUGGAAAAUGAGGAUCCAGUCACGGCUAAGUUGCCUUUCGAUAAGCCUGCUUCGCCGCAAAAUUUUACUAAAACAAAGAUAUGGAAAGAUUAUAUUGAACUGCAAUGGGAAUCUCCUUCGGAAGAUGGCGGGUCUAAAGUUACUGGCUAUAUUCUUGAGAUGAAGGAUGGAUUAGAAGUGUCUUUCAAACGUUUAUGCAAACUAGAUGCUAAUAUAAAUAGUUUUGUUGUGAAAAACCUAAAGGAGAAUAGAGAAUACGAUUUUCGUUUGUUUGCUGUUAAUGAUGCAGGAGCAUCAACCCGACCCGCUCAAAUAGAUGGAAUUAGAACCAAAUUACCGUUUGAUAAGCCUUCGAAACCAGCGUCUAUUUCUGCCAAUGAACUUGGACCAGGCAAAAUUUCGGUAAACUGGGAAAAAUCAGAGAAGGAUGGGGGAUCAGAAAUUUUGGGAUAUGUCAUAGAAGUAUGCGAAUUUGCAAAUUUAGAAUAUCGCAAGGUUAAAACUACAUCGGCAGACGAAAAUAACGUCGAAAUUGACACUCUACAACCGAAUGAAAGAUAUUUCGUAAGAGUCUCAGCUAAGAAUGAAGCAGGAGUCGGAGAGUACUGUGAGCUUGAAAAACCUGUUUGCGCUAGAAGACCCCCCACCGCGCCCUCAGCAGUGCGAAAUUUACAGGUUCAAAGAGCCGACGAAAAGAGAAUAAGCUUAGCGUGGGAUGAGCCAGAAACAGACGGCGGAAACCACAUUUUAGGAUACAUUCUUGAAAUAUCUGAAGAUGGGGGAGAAUUUACAGUUGCUGCUGAUGUCCCAGCUUUCAAGAACUUUUACGAUUUUGAAAAUUUACAAGUAAACACUGGCUAUAAAUUUAGAAUAUCUGCAAAAAAUCCUCAAGGUCAAGGUCCCGUAAUAGAACUCAACGAGCCUUCUUACCUAGUUAAGCCUAUAUCAAGACCUUCCACUCCAACAAAUUUUACCGCUGUGCCGACAGUAAAAGAAGUGGUUUUAAGUUGGGAUGUCAUUUCAAAUGACUCGAAUCGUCCAGAUACUUUUGUUAUUGAAUUAAGUAGAAAUAACGGAAGAUGGGAAUAUGUAGAUGAAAUUCCAUCCGAUCAAGCAAAAUUUAAUGUAUCAAAUUUACGAAGCCAAUACGAUCUGCAAUUUAGAAUCUACGCUCAGAAUAAAGCUGGCAAAAGUAAACCUAUUCAACUGGCUGAAAGCGUAAGACUGUUAGAGGAACUGACUUCCGACAUUUUAGAUGCGCCAAAGAGUGUAUCAGUAAAGAAUGUUACCGAAUCGGCUCUGACGCUGGAAUGGAUCGAACCUGACGAAUCGAAAAAUCUUCAAUAUAUUGUUGAAGGAAGGAAAACAACUGAAACGGAAUUUCAAUUAGUAAAGAAAACAGACAAGCCUUCCGCUAUUAUAGAGAAUCUCUCUCCAAAUGAAAAAUACAUUUUCCAAGUGAAAUCUGUCAACGAAACAAGUAGCAGCGAAAAUGCAGCAGUUCUUGACGAACCUGUCUGUACUAAGGCUAUCGUUAAAGAUACAGAAGAAGUGAAGGAAGUAGCUACAGUUACGGAACCGCCUUUGAACCUACGAUUAAAGGAGACAAAGAGUAACGAAAUUACAGUUGAAUGGGAUAAACCUGAAUCUCUUGAUAAGGUUGAAUCAUUUAUUGUACAAUAUAAAAAAGAAGGAAAGAAGAAAUGGAAAGAAGGAGUUGUUGUUGAUCUUCAAGAUUCCCUCGUACAUUUAACAAAUUUGGACGAAGACAAAGUUUAUGAAAUUUCUGUUGCUGCUAAACUUUCAUCUGGUGAUUUAAUUUCAAGUGAUACUAUUAAAGCUAAGACAAUUGUUUCUGAAAAGUCUCCUAAUGAUAAAUUACCGAAGUUAGAAAAUUUACCAGAUGAUAUUAAAAUUAAAGCUGGCGAUGAUCUUCUGUUAUCCUGCAAAUCAACUGGAACACCUGGACCAGAGAUUAGUUUCUAUAAAAACGACAAGAAAAUUAAAACAAAGAAGAGUGAUAAACGAAUUAAAGUUGAUUGGGAUAUGGAUGCCGAUAAAUAUACUUUGACAAUUAAAGAAGCUAAUCCGGAUGAUUCGGGAGAGUAUAAAGUUGUGGCGGAAAAUGAACAUGGUAAACAGGAAAAACUAAUUAAAAUCUCUAUUGAUGAAGAGAAACAAUUGGCAAAUGAAAGUGAAUUGAAAGAAAAACCUAAACCAAUGGAGGAAUUGAAAGUUAAAGAGGCUAAUAGCAAAUCUAUAUCGAUUGAAUGGCAGAAACCGGAAAAUUUUGAUAAUUUAGAAGCCAUUGUUGUUGAAUAUAGAGAACAAGGGAAAAAGGAAUGGAAAGAAGCAGCUGUAAUAUCUUCAAACGAAACAGGAUAUACAUUAGACAAGUUGAAAGAAAACAAACCAUAUGAAAUAGCAAUAGUUUCCAAGGGUUCCGAUGGACAGCUCUCUUCCCCUCAAAUUGUCGAAGUUAAUACAACACCUGUUGCAGAAGAGAAACCUGAAGUGAAAGGAAAAGUUCCGGAAGUUGCUGAAUUACCAGAUGAAAUUCAUCAGCAUCCGGGCGAUGUAAUUGAAAUCUCUUGUAGAGUUUCUGGUGAACCUGAGCCUGAAGUGCAAUUUUUGAAAAAUGGUAAAACCAUCAAGCCUAAGAAGGAUAAGCGUAUUAAAAUUGAUUGGGAUAUGAAAACUAAUGUUUACAAAUUGAAAAUAUCUGAUUGUACUUGUAAAGAUAGCGGAGAAUAUAAAAUAACUGCUGAAAAUAAUCUUGGUACAUUAGAGAAGACUGUUAAAGUAAGUAUUGAGGAGAAACCGAAAGAAAAAGAGCCAUCAUCCAAAGAAGAGGAACCAAAAUCAAGCUUAGAAGAAAACAUACCGAAAAUUAAAGAUGUUCAAGAUAACUUCUCUCUAAAGACGGGUGAAACAAUGAAAAUAUCAUGUCAUUUAGAAGGUGAACCGGAACCAGAAAUUAAGUUUGUUAAAGAUGGAAAAACAAUUAAAGUAAAGAAAAAUGAACGAAUGAAAUUAGAUUGGGAUAUGGAAAAUAAUAUUCAUACUUUAUCAAUUAAGGAAGUUUCUACCGAAGACAGUGGUACAUACUUAAUCAAGGCAGAAAAUAAAUUUGGAAAGGCUGAAAAAGAAGUAAAAGUCCAAAUUAUUGAGGAGAAAAAGAAUACUGAAGAGGAUAAACUGAAAAAGGCGGAAGAAAUUGAAAAGAGAAAGCCAAAGAUUGUUAACCUUCCAGAGAAAAUUAACUUAGAAACUGGAAAACCAAUUGAAAUUUCAUUUAAAAGUCAAGGUGACCCCGAACCAGAAAUUAAAUUUAUGAAAGAUUCUAAACAGUUGAAACCAAAAAAAGAUUCUCGGAUUAAAAUAGACUGGAAUAUGGAUAAUGGACAGUAUUCAUUAAUAAUAAAAGAUGCCAUACUUUCUGAUUCUGGCGACUAUGUAAUAUUAUCUGAAAAUGAAUUUGGAAAAAUUGAAAAAUCCAUAAAAGUUGAUAUCGAAGAACCUAAAAAGCUGGAAAAAGAGGUAAAUGAAAUAAAGGAAGAGGUCGUUGCUGAGAAUGUAGAAGAGUUGAAGGAAACUCCUGACCACUCGGCUAAAUCUUUGGAAGAAGCUUCAGUUGAGCCUGAAAAAGUCGCUACUGAGAAAGCUCCUGAUGUUAUAAAAGAUGAAGAAAAAUACAAGAAAAAACAACCGAAAUCUGAGUCUUCAAAAAGUGAGGAAUCAUCUGAGGAAUCGUCUUCGGAAGAGGAAACUUCGUCUGAAUCUGAAACAGAAAGUAGCAGCGAGGAAUCUUCCAGUGAAGAAGAAACAUCGAGCGAAGAAGAAUCAGCAAGUAAAAGCGAAUCUUCUGUCGCAGAAAAGCCUUCUACAAAACUAAAAGAAGGAACAGUUGAAGCAGAGAAAAAACCAGAAGCUGAAAAAGACAAAGACAAAAAAAUUGAAGAAAUUCAGCCGACACCUGUUGAAGAAACUGCUACCAUAUCUAAAAGCGAAAAUGAAGAUCUUCAAAGUCAACCAAAAUCUGAAGAAGUCAAAGUAAAAGAACCAGAGAAAGUGGAAAAGCAAGAAAAGAUAGAAGAAGCAUCUAUGGAAAAACCAGAAAUAGUUGAAAAGCAGGAAAAGAUAAUAGAAGAACCAGAAAUAGUUGAAAAGCAGGAAAAGAUAAAAGAAGAACCAGAGAAGGUUGAAAAGCAAGAAAACAAAGAACAGAAACCCUCAGAAACAGAAAAAGUUGAGGACAUGAAAUCAGAAUCAACAGAAAGUAGCACGGGUUCUGAGACUUCUUCAGAAGAAACAAGUUCAGAGGAAAGUGAUAGCUCCGAAGAGAGCACAGAAACCGAAUCGGAAAAGUCUGAAAAAGUUUCAGCUUCAGAAAAGAAAAAAGAAUCGUCUCCUAAGCCUAAACCAAUGCCAGAAAUAAAAAUAAAACUGUUGAACAAAGAUAACAAUCUAAGUGUAGAAGAAGGCGAAGAACUCAUAUUGUCUUGUGCUAUUGUGGGAGGAAACGAAGUAAAAGUGGUUUGGAUGAAAGAUGGUAAAAAGCUUGCAGGAAAUUCAAGAAUACUACUAGACUCUAAAAAUGAUGAAUACUCCUUAAAAAUUCCAAAAAUUAAUAAAGAAGAUGCAGGAGAAUAUCAACUAGUUGUCUCUUCUGAAGAUCAGAAACUUGAACAGCCAUUCUCAGUGAAAAUUACCGAAAAGCCUGUUGUUCAAGAUUCUAGUGAAACUUCUAGCGAAGCGGCCAGCAGCAGCGAAAAAACUUCAGAAGAAAGUGAUGAAUCCGAAGAGAAUAAGCCAGAGUUUGUUCUUCUUCCAGAGGACGUAACAGCAUCUCCAGGAGAAACAAUUAAACUUAAAUGUAAAGUAAACGCCUCUGCCGACAUAGACGUAAAAUGGUUGAAAUCCAACGUUGUAAUAAAUACAAAGAAAAUGGCUUUUAAAAAUACUAAACAGUCUUGGGAAGUUGAAACCGAUGAAUACACUUUACUUAUUUGUGAUUGCAAACCAUCCGAUUCUGGACAAUAUAGCAUACAAGCUACCACUGACGAUGAUAGCAUAGUUCAUAAUUUUAGUGUUAACGUAGUUGAGAUUGUGGAGAACCCAAGGAAACCUCGGCCAGAAAUCUCCUGGACUAAGAGUGGUAAAGAUGUUAAGAGCAAAAAGCGAUUUAAACUAUCAGAAACGGAAGGUGGAGUUGUAUUAAAAAUAAAAAAUGCUCACGUAGAAGACAGCGGUGAAUAUACAAUUGUUGCAACAAACAAAGGUGGAAAGGUCACCAGUAAUUUUCAAUUAUCUGUUGAAAAGAAGAAAGAGAAAGAGGUGAAACCCGAAAAGAAAGCACCAGAAAUCCUUGAAAAACCAGAAGAAAGUAUUACAAUUCAAGAGCAGGAAUCAGUUUCCAUAGCUGCUAAGAUAGAAGGAUUGAAUGAAUGUGAGAUUAGUAUUCUUAAGGAUGGUAACGAAAUUCAAAAAGAUAACAUUCAAGUCCUUGUUCAAGAUAAUACUGUAUCCUUAAAAUUUGAUGAAGUUAAAGUAAUUGAUAGUGGUGAAUAUGCUAUCAAAGCUACAAAUUCACAGGGCAGUUGUCUCUGUUCAGCUAAAAUUGCCGUUAUACAAAGUCAAUCCGAAGAGAAAAAAGAACAAGAAAUCUCUGAAGUAGCUGAGGAAAUUGUACCGGAAGUAGAAAUUUCAAAUGAAGCUGAAAUUGUCAAGAAAGCUCCAGAAAUUGUUGAUAAACCGGAAGAGCACUUGAAAGUAAAUCAAUUCCAAGAUGCCUGCAUUAAAGCAAGAAUUCAAGGUCUAGAAGAAUCAAAUCUUACAGUACAAAAAGACGGAAAAGACGUCCCUAAAGACAGAUUAGAAAUUCGCGUGGAAGAAGACAUGAUAACUGUACAGUUUAAUCAAGUUGAAUUGAUUGAUAGCGGUGAAUACUCAAUUAAAGCAACAAAUACAGAAGGAAGUUGUUUAUGUUCUACUAAAAUAGAAGUCAUAGAAAGUAAAGUUCAAGAAAAACAAGUAGAAGAGAGCAGCUGCACAGAGUCUACUGUAGAAACUUUAUCUGAGGAUACAGCCUCGGAAAAACUUAAGGAAACCCUUGAGGCUCCUAAAAUUCUUGAGCAACUGGAAGACAGCUUAAAUAUUAACGAAUUUGAAAGCUUAUCCUUCUCCACUAAAAUUCAAGGCUUGGAGGAAUCUGUUGUUAGUGUUCUUAAAGAUGGUAAAGAAAUUAAAACAGGAGAUAAAGUCCAAAUUCAUGUCAAAGACGAUUUUGUCUCCGUGCGGUUUGAGGAAAUUCAAGCUGAGGAUGGAGGAAUAUAUUCCAUUAGGGCCUCAAAUAAUGCUGGUACUUGUCAAAGCGCCGUAACAGUUAACGUUAUUGAAUGUAGUGAAAGUGACGAUGAGGAUUCGUCUAAACAAAGAGAUAGCCAAGAGGCUUUAGAAGUUCCAUCAACAGAAAAGGAAACCUCAGAAGAAAUCUUCUCAGAUGAUGGAAAAGAAGCUAAGAAGUACUUUAAAGCUUUAACUGAUUAUAAUCCCACAGACACGGAUGGACUAGCUCUUGUAGAAGGUCAAGAAGUCGAAGUAUUAGACUCUAAUAAUCCUGAAAAAUGGCUUUGUAAGGAUAGUUUAAAGACUGGAUGGGUUCCACCAAGCUAUCUUGUUCAACCUAAAGAGGAAAAAUUAGAUACAAGGUCUCCUAGAGAGGUGUUUAGAGAUGACGUUAUUCAAAUUAAAGACAAAGAUCAAGAAGCCAUGGUUAAGAGGAGAUACGCUCUAACAGAGUUAAUAGAAUCCGAGAGAGAUUAUAUCAGAGAAUUAGAAAGAGUUCUCGACGGAUAUUAUAAUCUUCUUAAAUCCGAUGAGGUUCCUGAAUGUUUAAAAGAUAAACAAAAUUUUGCUUUUGGGCCUUUACCAGAAAUAUUUAAAUUUCACAAAGAUGAAUUCUUGGAAUCUUUAUAUCAGACAACCACUGAGGGUGAUAGCAUAGGACAAGCUUUUAUUGAUCAUGCCCUUCAAUUUAGCCGAUACAUACCCUAUCUUGUGGAUAGAAAGUCUGUUAAGGACCUCUUGGCUUUGGAGGAUGCAGAAAAUUUUCUAAAGGAAGUACAAUCUCAAGAUUCUAAGAAGCCAAACUUAGUUAACGGACUACAACUUCCAUUCAAUCGAUUAGACGAUUACGUUAAAGUUUUGCGUGAUUUGAUUAAGUAUAAUACAAGAGCGGGACAAACUGUAACUAAAUUAGAUGACGCUGUUAAAAUGCUACUCGAUCUAAAGAUACAAGCUGAAAAGUUUAAUUUAUUAAACAGUAUCAAAAACUACGACAAUCUAAAGGAUCUCUGUUUAUUUGAUAGAUAUGAUACGUUAACCGUAUGGUCAGAUACACCAAAACCUUCUGCUAAAGGAAAAGAAAGGAAAGUUUUCCUUUUUGAAGAUCGUCUACUAAUAACAAAGAUGAGAAAGGACGAAAACGAUCUUCCCAUCUUUGAUUUUCAAUCUGAAAUUAUGAUUGAAGAUAUAUGGUUGGACGAGCAUUUAGACGAACCAACUAGGUUCGCUUUACCUUUCGUAAAUAAUAAGAAAGGUAGAUGGACUUUCGAAGCAAAAAAUGAAUUUAUAAAGAAGGCUUGGUGUGAUGAUAUUAAGAAAUUAUUAUGUAAGAGAGGAUUGCUAGAAGAUGGUACAAGCAAACCAAAGCUACUGUCAAACCUUCAAUCAGUUAACGUUGAAAUGGGGAAGGAAGUAAAUUUCGUAAUCAAAGCCUCAUCCAUACCAUAUCCGACAUGUAUUUGGUUUCUGAAUGAUAAGCCUUUAAAAUCAUCGAAGCAUUGUAAAAUCAAUAGUAGUUCCGAUAACUUUGAAUUACAUUUACUAAGAACCGUACCGGAAAUGAGCGGCUCUCUUAAAGUUCGAUUAGAGAAUAAGAAUGGAUCUAUUGAAGAUGAGUGCAAGGUUGUCAUUAGACCAGAAGGUGUUUUCGAAGAUGGUACUACCCUACCAAAAAUUGAAUCUAAAUUAAAGAAAGUAGAGAUAUUCGAAAGCGAAUCCGCAGAAUUUACAAUAAAAACUUCAGGAUUACCUGAAGUUGAUGUUGAGUGGUCGUUAAACGAUAAGCUAAUAAAAGAUAGCGAUCUUGAACACGAAAUCAAUAAAGAUUCUCUUAAAAUAUUGAAUACAAAUAAAUCAAUUGAAGGAACAAUAAAAGUAACCGUUAGCAAUAAAAAUGGUAAAAUUGAAGAUAGUUGCGAGUUGAUUGUUAAAGAAGUUGUUCUGAACUGUGACUUUUCAAAUUUGAAAAAUUUUGAGGUUAAAUCGGGAGAAGAUAUUAAAUUUGGUGUAAAAGUUUCAUCAAAACCUAAACCAAUUAUUAGAUUAUUGAAAGAUGGAAAAGAAAUAACUAAAAACGAGAAAUAUUCGAUUAAAUACGAAAAAGAAACUAUAACUGUAAAAGUAAAGAAAGUAUCAACUGAAGAAAUUGGUACUUACGAGAUCUUUGUUAAAUGUCUAAACAAGGAGAAGACAGGAACUUUUGGUUUGGAAUUAGUUAAGGAGAUUGUUGAGGACAAAAUUGAUGAAAAAACCGUCGAACCUGAACAAUCGAUUCAGAAUCAACUAGAAAAUGGAAUAAAGAAAACGAAGGAAGAGAAAGAUGAAAAAGAAAAGAAAAAGCAGGAUAAUGAUGAAGAGAAUGCAGAGAAUAAGAAGGAUAUAGAAGUUGAAGAGGGAAAGAAAAAGAAAUUAAAGGAUGAUGAAGACGGUAAGAAAUCAAAGGGAAGAAGGGGAUCGAAAGAUUCUGAUAACAGUUCUAAAGCUAAAAAGAAGAAAGACGAGGCAAAAACUAAAGAUAAAACUGAAAAGAAGAAAGGAAAAGACGAUACUGAUGAGAGGAAGACGAAAAAUAGACGAGAAUCGAAGGAUUCAAUCACAUCCGAAGAGAGUAGUAAGAAAAAGAAGAAAGAAAAUGGAGAAGUUAAAAGGAGUAAAAAAUCCCCGGAUGCGGAAGCCGAAAAAGAUAAAGAAAAGAAACGAAAAUCAUCAAAGGACUCUAUUAUAUCCGAUGAUAGCGAUAAGAAAAAGAAAAGUAAAAAGGAUGAGGUUGAUGGCGAUGAAAAGAAGGUUAAAUCCGAUAAGAAAAAGAAGAAAUCAGUAGAACCCAUUUUCCCACCAUUAAUUGAUACACAUCUUAAGGACUUGAAAACAACCGAGGACUUUCAAAUUAAACUCUCUUGUAAAUAUACCGCCGAUGAACCUGCCAAGACCACCUGGAUGAAAGAUGGGCAAGAAAUAAUUAAAUCGGAUCGCUAUCAUUACAAAAAUCGUUUAGGUUCAGCCUCUUUAAUAAUCGAAAAAACUGUUCUAGAAGAUACGGGAACUUAUACCUUGGUAUUGGAGAACGAAGGAGGUUCCUCUGAAAGUAAUUGCAAAGUAAGAAUAGAAGAAGAUGAAAUAAAAAGAAGUACUAAACCAAUAUUUGAAACCGCCUUGCAAGACGCAGAGAUUCGCAGAGGGUACACAUAUAUGUUUAAUGCUGUUGUUUCUGGUACUCCAAAACCGGAAGUUGAGUGGUUCUAUAAUAGUAGACCAAUCUAUGAAACUGAGAGAAUAAGAACCGAAGCAGUUGAAAACCGAUGUUCACUCAUCAUUUCUAAAUGUAUGAAAAUGGAUGCUGGAGAUUACUCUUGCAAAAUUUCAAAUGCUGCAGGCCAAAGUCGAACUUCAGCCUAUUUAAGUAUUAUUGAUGAUGAAGAAAAAAUUGUUGAGGAUAAUAAUGACAUGGGUUAUAAGCCAACCUUAUCAAAAAAACUAUCUACACAAGACAUUAUUGUUGGUAUGACAGCGAAAUUUGAAUGUAAAGCUCUCGGUGAACCAAAGCCUACAGCUAUUUGGAAAAAAGAUGGUGUCGUUAUUGAAGAGACUCUAAGAAUUAGAACAGUUAGAGUAAACAACUCUUAUCAAUUAAUAAUCGAAGAUGCUGAAGUGGAUGAUUAUGGUGAAUACGAAGUUAUUCUAGAGAAUAGCUUUGGUUCGAUUUCCUCAACUGCAAAAUUGUUUGUUGAAGCCCCAAAGAAGCUGAAAAAGCCGAAAAAGCACGCAAUCUUCCAGCUACCUCCAACUAUGCCUUUAGUCAAACCGGAUAUGACAGAUGUUAAGGAAAAGUCCUUUAAAAUGUCUUGGCCGGAGGCAACAUACGGUCCAAACGUGGCAGUGUCAGAAGUUACUUAUGCAGUUGAAAGGAGGGAGUUACCGUCUGGUGAUUGGACGGAAGCAAAAAAAGACAUCAAAGAAACUUAUUUACUAAUUGAUGAUUAUGAAAUUGAUAGAGAUUACAUGUACCGUGUUAAAGCUCAAAACACAGCAGGGUUUAGUGAACCAACGCUAUCUUUGACCUAUUUUGCAAAAAUUGUUGAAAAACCAAAAGAGAAAGUUGAUUUUGACAAGCAUAAAGCCAAAUUACCUCCAAGAGCUCCGUGGAAUGCCCCUCAAGUUUCAGAUGUUACUGCAGACUCUUUGAAGUUGGAAUGGGAUGAGGCUACGGUACCAAGCCAAGCCGUUACGACGGAAAUCUUAUAUACAAUCGAAAGAAGAUGUCCACCAAGUAAAAACUGGAUAGAACUCGUCACCGAUCUUAAGGAAGCAACAUAUACAUUUAAGGGUUAUAAACCAGAAAAAGACUAUUUGUUCCGAGUAAAAGCUUUUAACAAAUAUGGAACUAGUGAUCCUUCCAUGUCAACUCAAGUGUUUGCCAAACCACCUGAAGCCGAAAAGAAGGAACAAAAGAAAUUAGAAGAGACAAUAAAAUCUAAGGUUAAACCUAGGACAAUUUGGGAAAAACCUACAAUAUCAGACGUGACUGACAAUUCUCUUGCUUUGAAAUGGAAAGCCUCUUCACUCCCAGCAUACGCUAUGCAGGUACCUAUAUGGUACAUCGUUGAAAAGCGAGUCCCUCCAGGGAAAGAUUGGAUCGAAGUAGUUUCUGAUACAAAAGAGACCACCUAUAAUAUUACAAAAGUGGAUAGAAAUAAGGACGUUUAUUAUAGGGUUAAAGCCGCAAAUCAGUUCGGAAUUAGUGAACCGUCAAUGCCGGCAAUGUUAAAAAGAAAAGAGGUGAAAGACGAGGAACAAAUUGAAAAACCGAAAAAGUCUAAACAAGAUAAAGAAAAUGAAGCUAGAACUAAAAAAAUCCCUGAACAUUUAAGAAUAGCCCCAGAAUUUAUCGGUCAAAUGGACGAUACACAAUACGGUGUUGAAACAAAGAUAAUGAAAAUACGAACGGCUAUAAAAGCUUAUCCAGAUCCUAAAAUUAUCUGGUAUUUUAACAAGGAGAAACUUUAUAUGGGGGAAAAAUACUGUUCUAGUUUAGCGGCUUCCGGUGAACUUAUCCUAGAAAUAAAUAACUUUAGUUGGUCUGACGUUGGUGAAUAUAAAAUACACGUUGAAAAUGAAGUUGGUUCCGCAAAUCAAGAUAUUAAAGUUGACAUGGCCGAUCCACCAACUUUCUUGGAACCCAUGAAGGAUCAAAUUUUCAAUUUGAGAUCAACCGGAAAAUUAGAAUGCCGGGUUUUCGGUAUUCCAUACCCUGACGUUGAAUUUAAGAAAGAUUGGAGAGUAAUAGCAGACUCUCAUAGAGUUAAGAUUCGACGGGAAGAAUAUGACCAUUGGACUCUAAGUGUUGAUAAUGCCAUUAGACUGGACGAGGGUGUUUACGAGUGCGUUCUUAGUAACGUUGCUGGCAAAGUUUAUUGUACUGCAAACGUUAAAGUUUCAGUUAAAGCGAAUUAUAUCAGAGAUUUGAAAUUCAACCCCUGUCACAUAGAAGACUAUUUUCAUGUUAUAGACGAGAUUGGUCGGGGUUCUUACGGUGUGGUUAGAAGGGUUAUAGAAAAGAAUUCAGGUUAUCAGUACGCGGCAAAAUUUUUAAGAUACUCCGAUCCAGCUCUUAGAGAAGAAUUAACAACCGAAUUGGAAGUUAUGACAUACCUAGAUCAUCAUAAUAUUGCGCAAUUACAAGAUGGUUAUGAUGAUAAGAAAAGACUUGUUAUUGUUACAGAAAUAUUAACGGGAGGAGAAUUAUUACCAAAAAUUGUAAAGGACGAUUCAUUCACAGAAAGUGAAGCAGCCCAUUAUCUAAAGCAAUUACUAUUAGCCGUAGAGCAUAUUCAUUCAAAGAACAUAGUUCAUCUUGAUUUAAAGCCAGAGAAUUUAUUGCUAACAAAUUCUUCAUCUGAAGAAAUAAAACUCAUAGAUUUUGGUUUUGCUAGAAAAUUAAAUCCAAGAUUGCCACUACAUGCCAAGUAUUGUACACCUGAGUUUGCUGCUCCGGAAGUUGCUGAUAAUCAACCAAUAAGUACUUCGGCUGAUAUGUGGAACGUAGGAAUUAUCGCAUAUAUUUUACUAUCCGGAUCUUCACCUUUUGCUAAUGAAUCUGAUAGAGAUGCUCUUUUGAAUGUUGCCAAAGCUGAUUGGAAUUUUAACGAUAGCUUCUCCACAGUUUCAGGCGAAGCAAAAGAUUUUAUAUCUCGUUUACUAGUUAAAGACCCUAGGAAAAGAAUAACCGCUAGCCAAGCUAUUGACCAUCCUUUCAUUGAUCUAUCUAAUCGAAGAGGUUUAGGGGACAAAAUAAAUUUGGAAAGGCAUAAAUCAUAUAUCUUUCGACGAAAAUGUCAACGCGGUUUACGAUCCAUUAAAACCAUGGUGGAACCUAGAUCGAUUAACGAUAUCAUUAACGGUCCAAUGACUGUUCCAGCUCUUCAGCUUCCGGAAAUAAGCGAACCCGAUGGAUUCUUUUCACCACCAAGAACAAGAGCUUCGUCAGUUUUCUCAUGUGCCACAGAUUUUCAAGAGGCUGGAGCUGCUGGAAUGCUCGAAAUUAUGGGUCCUCCGUCCAUGAUAACGAGCGCAGCUCCUUCCACAAUUGGUAGUGGAUCAUCUUCCGAUUGGGAAAAAGAGUACGAGGAUGAAGAUACUUGGUACGAAUGGUCAGCCGCUUAUCAAUCGGGACCCGAAGCUCAACUCCUCCCUGCAGAGGAUGUUAAAUUUAACGUACGAAUGGCAAGAUAUAGAAGAGCAUCUUCGAAAACAUCAGUUAGAAGUCGGUCCCGAAGAGAAAGACAAGACUUACGAGAUUUAGAGAGAGAGGCCGAAGAUAAUGCAGUUGUGGAAAGGAAACCGAAGAAGACUUCCUUGUGGCAUCUUAAAAACUCAGCCGAUACGCAAGAAGCCUUACCGCCAAUAUUUAAAACAAAAAUAAAUGAUAAGGCAUACAACGUUGGAGAACCGUGUACUGUUUCUGUUUAUGUCAUUGGAAAUCCAAGUCCUACAGUUAGUUGGUAUAGAAACGACGAAAUUUUAACUCAAGGUGGAAGAGUAAGAACUUGGGAUGAUGGUAAAGGUCGACAUACGCUAACAAUCUUGCAGACUAAACCAAACGAUUUUGGAGUCUUUAAGUGUAUCGCUAGAAAUAAAUAUGGUAAAGUAACGUGCAGAGCAAGAAUGUUAUUGGGAGAUCAUCCAUCUAGACCUGGUCGACCUCACGUAACUAGUAUAUCAGAUAUAGAAGCCUUCUUAAUAUGGGAAGAACCCGAACAGGAUGGAAAUUCAUAUAUUCUAUCGUACAGAAUCGAUUAUAUUAAAUUAGGGGAUAAACGUUGGACCACAGCAACUUACUCUAUUGAUGAAUGCGCAUUAGUGAAAGGUUUACGAAGAGACACGACUUAUCGCUUUAGAGUGUCAGCGUUAAAUAAAUUUGGUAUUAGUCCUUACAGUUGGGCUUCAAUUGAAGUUAAAACAAAGGCAAAAGGUGCGCCUUCUAUUAAUAUUGACUCAACAACGAAAAAGAUAUUGCUAAGGUCUAGACAAGCCACCUGCCAACCUUCGCCGGAAGCUACACCUACACCGUCUAGAGAGACUUCUGUUGAACGAGAAAAGGUCAAGAGUGUAGAAGGCGAAGGCUUUGUUGAACAGGAAGUGUUUUUGCAGGAAAAGGUUGACCCUGAAAAGUAUUUGAAGUUUGGCAGUGAAGUUUGGAGAGGAAGAUACUCUUUAAUAAGAGAUUGCAGCAAUAAAACAGGCUCGCAAAAUGAUAAAAGAGUUGUUAAAAUCGUAAGUUACGACGAGUGGAAGCACGAAGAUUGCCUAAGGGAAUAUGAAAUGCUAAAGGCCGUUCGCCAAGAGCAUAUCGUCAGACUCUUUGAAGCUUAUUUAUACAAAGACUUCCUAUUUCUAGUUUUGGAAAAGUUAUCUGGUGAAAACAUUGCUAGAACUUUGUCGUUACGUAAUAAAUACACAGAAUAUCACGUAACAAGCGUAAUGAAACAAGUCUUAGACGCCUUACAAUUCUUACAUCACAGAGGCAUUGUACAUCUAAAUUUACAACCCGACAACGUAAUUACGGUAUCGCCGAGAAGAUACGAUAUAAAAUUAAUAGAUUUCGGUCGAUCGAGAAAGAUUACAAGCUACGAGGGUAUUAAAGUAAUGCGAGAGGGCACGGCAGAAUUUAUGGCUCCCGAGAAGGUCAUCAACGACUAUGUUGGGGUGCCGGCGGAUAUUUGGGGAGCCGGAGUUCUCGCUUUUGUUCUGCUUAGCGGUGUAUCGCCAUUCAGAGGUGAAGAUGAAAGGGAGACAUUCUCCAAUAUUAAGCAUGUUCGAUACAAUGCCCACGAAAUUUAUCAUAACGUAACGAAAUAUGGCUUGAAGUUUAUCUAUCAGAUUUUCAAGCGGAAACCAAAAAAUAGAAUAACAACCGAAGAAUGCCUUGAGCAUAGAUGGCUACAACUCAGUCCACAGUUAAUCCAACAGAGGCGGUCUACUAUAUUUACUACAGACCGUUUAAGAAAUUUUGAAGAAUCGUACAUUUCUAGGAGAAUGACCGGAAGUAAAACAUCUGAUGAACUUAUCAAAUUAUACGGUAAAUCAGCCGGAGCUUUCGACGACUUUGAAUUCGAUGAGUGA
This is a messenger RNA of Dimorphilus gyrociliatus, 17062 nucleotides long. NCBI's taxonomy places the organism in Eukaryota, Metazoa, Annelida, Polychaeta, Dinophilidae. The record is from the annotation of a GenBank genome assembly.